AUGACAGAAGUUCAACAGCUACAAAAAAAACAAAGCCGGAAAGAAUUUAGACAAACGCAUCCACGAAGAUCACACAAUCAUGGAACGCAAGAAACAUACAAGACUCAGGUGAGCAUGGAAAAGUCUUCUCAGGAGAAUCCAGAAGAAACAUCUACAAAUCCUUUGUCUCUAGAAUCGGCAAUGUUAAAAACACGAUAUCACCGACAGCUUCUCUCAUGCAAAGAGUUAUUUCCAGACUGGACGGAAGAUGAUAUUCUCUAUGCAAUUCAAGAAGCUUCAGGUGAUUUUGAGCUGGCGGUAACACGGAUAUCAGAAGGACGUGCAGACAAAUGGGGAGAAGUAAAAAAAAGGACAAAGGACAAAGGGAAAAAACAGGACGCUUUGCAUUCUUCAACAUCAUUAGUAGGGGGUGGGAAAAACUUCCGUGACAAGAUCCGGGAUCCUAAAAAUGUUAAAAAUAAAGAAAACUUUCCAAAAAGUGGGGGAGGGCGCUCUAAUGGUAUUUCAAAACGAAAUCACCAAACUCUAUCGGAUUCCUCACUUGUAGUGUGGGAUACUGUCAAAAAUGCAGAAAGCCGUACAGUUUCUAUAGAUACUACUGGAACGGCUUCUAAUAUAAAAUCAUCAUGGACUUCAUAUCAGCAAUCAAGAGAUUCUUUAGAACAAUGCUUAGAUGUAAAAAAAGAUAUAAACAAAACAAUUGAAUAUGAUAUAAAAGAAACAGAAAAUUCAAUCUGGGAAGAUUUCAAUCCUAUUAAUCAGGAUUCUGGAUCAAUAAGUGCCUGGAGCGAUGCAGCAACUAAAGCGUCUUCCGUGACAGCAGGAUGGGGUGAAUCUGGAUCAUUUUAUAUGUCCAAUGCAGAAUCUCAGAAUUCAUCAUCAUCAAAACUACGAACGAAAGUUAUUUCUCCAGGAAUGAAUCCCUCAUGGGCAUCUUUAUUAAAACAAGAAUCAAUACCAGAUAUGCAGGAACAACAAUUAUCACCCAUUUCGAGGACAUCAUUUAGAUCGGAUGAAAAUUUUACUAAUACGUUUACUAUUUCUAAAUUAACGGAAAAAAAAGAUCACGAAAUUAUAAAUGGACUUAACCAUGUACCUAUUGUUUCUAAAACACCCUUAACAGCAUUGAAUCUAGAAUCAAUAAAUAAGGAGAAUAUAGAGCAUGUUGUAUCUUUAAAAAAACCUAAGAAUUCUAUAAAUAUUGCGAACCAAUCAUUAAAUAAUACAGCAAGAUUUCAUGAAUUUAAUAAAUCUCAUUCUUCUAAAAGCACUUAUCAUAGACAUUUAAGCCAAGAUGCUCCCGUAGUGAUGCCAAAUUUAACUAAUAUUUCUGAAAGAGUAGAAGUUCAAUUUGGAAGUUUAAAUAUUUCAGAUCAAGAAAAUGGCCUGUUUUUAAAUAGAGAAAAGUCGAAACCGGAGUUAAAUUCAGUAUCGCAAGGUAUUUCUAUGAAUCUUCAUUCCCCAAUAGGUCCAGCUUUACAGCCGCCUCAAUCUAUAGGAAAUUCUGAAUCUACGGAUUUACAAAAAACUCAGAAAAUAUAUCCGGAAUCUUCAAAUACAACCCAACAACCACACCUGUUGCCAAAUCGUACUACAAUGUUCCCUUCAAAUUUAAAUAAAACUAAUCAGCAAUUAUCUGAGCAAAAACAAGUUCAAUUCCAACCAUUUGAUCAAGAUUCAUAUAAUAAUUACACAAAUCACCCUAUUCGGGAUCACGUUCCCAAUUUUGGAAAUUUUUCUCUUCCUAAUGAAUAUCAAAGAUUUUAUGGAUCAGAAGAUUCAAGACCACAUUUUACACAAGGCUAUUAUGAUCCAUCAGCAUUUUCUUGUGGACAACCAUCAAACACUUCGAUCCAUAGAGAUGCAUCUAAUAUAAAUAAUGAAUAUAUACAAACUUCUAGAUUUGAUCCAAAUGCAUUAGAAGGAUCAUCAAUUCCUUCUCAACAGGUAGCUUCUGGUCCAAUUGUGCAUAAACAAGUGCCAAUGGGCCCCAAUACUCUUUCUCAAUCUCAUUCCUCUACACAAGGUCAUUUUCAUCAAGCACAAACCUAUCCAAUCCAUCCUUACUAUAAUCCUUAUACUGCUUAUUAUGUAAAUCAGUAUGGUUAUGGAAAUUAUCCCUAUACAAAACAAAAUAUUUACAAUCAUCUUCAGCAAGACUAUUCUAGAUCUUAUAACGAAAAUUCGUUUACUAAUUCUGAUACUACUAAAAAGUUUAAUGGACAUCGUAGGGAUUUAUCUCAAUCAACAAAUCAGGGAAACCCUCAAGAUUAUCCUGCAUCUAAAUCACAGAAUUCUAAUACAAGUCAGCAACAACAAUGGUCUCAACAAAAAAAUAUUUCCAAUAAUUCACUUGACUAUACCGGCGAAAAAUUAAAUACAACCACACAUCAGUCAAAUUAUAUCCAACAUAUGCAAAAGUUCCACCAGCAAAAUCCUGUUCGGCCUAUUUAUCCAGGAUCUUCUCAUACCUUUCCUCCUUAUUUGCAGCAGCCAUUGCAUCCUCAAGCUUCAUCAACACAAUCUUCAUCCACUCAAGCUCAACCAUCGCCUUAUUCCAUGCAUCCACAUGCCAUUGGAUUUCAUGGACCCUAUCAACCCAUGUUGAAUCGCCAAGAUCAUCCCAAUCUCAACUGGACUAAUUAUACCUCUCAUUAA
Messenger RNA from Pneumocystis murina B123, 2658 nucleotides. RefSeq lists its product as hypothetical. Lineage: Eukaryota; Fungi; Ascomycota; Pneumocystomycetes; Pneumocystales; Pneumocystaceae. Gene Ontology annotation, cellular component: nucleus; cytoplasm. Gene Ontology annotation, molecular function: ubiquitin binding. The record is from RefSeq and is a predicted model, not a curated record. Bases 1 to 2658 code for a protein of 885 amino acids. The transcript is spliced from 6 exons.